CACAGUCAAGGAUAGGGAAAAUCAUAGGGAGAGGAAGGAAGAGAAACCGCAAUUGCUGUGAAGUCUAAUUGAGAUCUGAGACUAUGCAAAUGAGCCAAACCAAAGAGCAAAGCAUAUUCGGCAUAUACCAUGAAACACCAGCAACCGAGAAUUGCGAUUCACGCGAUUUGAUUGAAGUAUCUAGCCUUCAGGUGGUAGGUGUAAACAAUAUUCAAAUGAGCAAAGCCGUGCUUCUCCUCCUCGCUCUUGGCCUUAUCCUCGGUCCCGGGGGCUGCCUGGCCAACUGUCGCGAGGAGCCGGCCCGCGAUUGUGAAGCCAUUUGUGAUGCGAGUGGCAGGAAUUGCACCAUCCGAGCUCUGGUCCUGCUGCCGGAUGACAACAUGUACCAGGCAUCCCUGCCGCGAGUCCUGCCCAUCCUGAAGGUGGCCGAGCAACAGAUCCGCGCCAAGGCUCUCAUCCCGCCACACAUUGACUUCGAGUGGUUGGCCCACGAUACCAAAUGUGAUGCCUCUUUGGGCGUGAUCAAGGCCAUGGAUGGGAUCAUCAAGCAGUGCGCCCAGGUGAUCUUCGGUCCCGUCUGUGAUUAUUCUCUGGCUGCUGUUAGCCGGAUAACCAAGUAUUUCAACAGCCAGGGCACUCCAUUGAUUUCGGUGGGCGGUUCCACCUAUGACUUUGAGCAAAAGAAAACGGAUUGCAAUGACGAGUUCUACAUGCUGCUCCGCACGGGAAUGCUAAGCUUUGAGACCAUUUCCGAGCUGACCAUAAACGUGAUGAAGCGGCACAAUUGGUCGCAUUCCAUCUUCUAUUACGAACGCGAUGGCCAGCGGAGCGUGGCGGGUAUGCACACCUGCUUCCUGAUGAUGAAAUCCUUGGGAAAACAAAUGCGGAACGAGAACAUGACAUUCGCCCAGUUUCCACUUGAGCCCAAUUUGACAAAUCGCACGGAGGAAAUGCGCCGGGAAAUUGGAAAUAAACAUGCAAAGCAGAUUCACCAACGUCCUAGUACAGACAACAACCGCGCAGCGAGUGCAAUGCGAGUGUAA
This is a messenger RNA of Drosophila serrata, 1043 nucleotides long. Its product is annotated as atrial natriuretic peptide receptor 3. Lineage: Eukaryota; Metazoa; Arthropoda; Insecta; Diptera; Drosophilidae. Gene Ontology annotation, biological process: signal transduction. Gene Ontology annotation, molecular function: signaling receptor activity; peptide hormone binding. The record is from RefSeq and is a predicted model, not a curated record.